This is a messenger RNA of Podospora pseudocomata, 1793 nucleotides long. It is a transcript of the gene EHD3, whose product is annotated as 3-hydroxyisobutyryl-CoA hydrolase. Bases 185 to 1747 code for a protein of 520 amino acids. Gene Ontology annotation, cellular component: mitochondrion. The transcript is spliced from 2 exons. NCBI's taxonomy places the organism in Eukaryota, Fungi, Ascomycota, Sordariomycetes, Sordariales, Podosporaceae. The record is from RefSeq and is a predicted model, not a curated record. Gene Ontology annotation, biological process: L-valine catabolic process. Gene Ontology annotation, molecular function: 3-hydroxyisobutyryl-CoA hydrolase activity.
GAGCUUUGCGCGGGCAGCUUCGGGUCAUCAAUUGGCAAAAAGCUGUGGUUGUUGGAAGAAAGCUUGACGACGACCACCGAAGAACCGAACCGAGGGAGAAAAGGCGUUGGCACAGUUAUCACUCUGGAUUCCCCCCCCCUCAUAGUCCACCGCCAGAGGGCAAUCGCCUUUAAUUAAAUUUUAAAUGUUUCCCCAGGCGAUUCUUGCCAGAGCAGCGGCUCCAUGUCGCGCUGCCGCCAGACCAAGCUCCUCCAUCUUCAGAGCCGCCGCCGCCAUGCCCCUCAGAGCUAAGCUGCUGCCUCAGCAGCAACCACAAUCACGAAUGAUGUCCUCCUCCUCCUUCGCCCACUUCAACCCCUGCCCCAACGACGACCCCGAAGACGUCCUCUUCCAAUCCCUCUAUGGCCUCCGCACCAUCGAGCUCAACCGCCCCAGCAAGCUUAACGCCCUCAACGGGUCCAUGAUCCGGAAAAUCGCCCCCCGCCUCCUCGAGUGGUCCAAAUCCGACAUGGCCAACGUCAUCGUCAUCAAAGGUGCCGGCCGAAAGGGCUUUUGCGCGGGUGGUGACGUCCAGCAACUCGUCGAAUGGAACCGAGACCCUACCAUUGAUGGCCCUGCGAAGUCGGCUGCCUACUUUGCCCAAGAGUACAAGCUCAACCAUCUGAUCGCCACGUACAACAAGCCAUACAUCGCCUUCAUGGACGGGUUCACCAUGGGCGGUGGGGUUGGAUUGAGCAUUCAUGCCCCUUUUAGGAUCGCCACCGAGAACACGGUGUUUUCUAUGCCGGAGACCACGAUUGGGUUUUUUCCCGACGUGGGCGCGAGUUUUUUCCUGCCGAGGAUGGCGGGGGAGGUGGGGACUUGGUUGGCGCUGACGAGCGGGCAGUUGAAGGGGGUGAAUGCUUUUUAUGCGGGGGUUGCGACGCAUUAUCUGCACAGCUCGAGCUUGAACGCGCUGGAGAGCAGGCUGGCCGAGUUGAGGUUUAAGGACUAUGACCAGAUGAGCAGGAGGUUGGAGAUUGUGAAUGAUACUAUUGAGGAGUUUGUCACGGGACUGCCGUGGGAGGAGCCGAUGGCGGUUGCGGGGGAGGUGAGGAGGGCGAUUGAUAGGUGUUUUGGGUUUGACACGGUGGAUGAGAUUAUGCAGGCUUUGAAGGAGGAGGAGAAAAAUGAGGUUACGGGGGAGUGGGCGAUGAAGACGCUGAACACGUUGCAUUUGAGAAGCCCGACGUCGGUGCAUGUUACGUUGAAGCAGAUGAGGAUUGGGAAGACGUGGAGUAUUGCUGAGGCGUUCAAGAGGGAGCAUUCGAUUGCGACCAAGUUUAUGUCUUACCCUGAUUUUAACGAGGGGGUUACGGCUAAGUUGGUGGAGAAGCCGAGGAGGGUUCCGAUGUGGCAGCCGGCGAGCCUGGAGAGGUUUGCUGAGAAGAAGGAUUGGAAGGAGCUGGUGGGUUCGUUCUUUUUGGUGGAUGAUAAGGGGCCGAAGUUUAAUCUGUUGAGCGAGGAGACGUACGACAAGUAUCCUUUCAAGAACUUUGGCGUGCCUACCGAGGAGGAGGUGGAGCAGAAGGUGGCCGAGGGCAAGUUCAAGAGCAGAGCGGAGGUGUUGGAACAUUUUGUUAGGGAGAGGAGGCAGAAGCAGGGUGUUGAGGUGGUUGUGAGCGAAAUUCUGUUGAGGAAGACAAAGGAGGGCAAGAAGGGUUUGACUUGGGUGUAUGGGGAGGAGGCACCUGGGCAGCAAGAGUAGAUUUGUAUAGUGAGUAGAGUUGUAUCAUAUGAAGACACAUGAGAGC